CUUUGCAGUCGGUAAAUUAAAAUCCGAGAAAUGUCAACACAACUUUACAGUGAAAUUUAAUAUUUUUAUCAUUUUUAUUAAUUACUUUUAAUUAAAUAACUAGUUUAUUAAUUAUAUAAACUCGUUAAAAUGAAGUUAAUUUUAGGAGUUUUGUUUUUGUAUACUUAUGUAAGUCAUUCACUGACAUUAGAAGCAAAUCCUCAAACCGGUCACUCAAACAACUGGGCAGUUCUAGUAUGCACAUCAAGAUUCUGGUUCAACUACCGUCAUGAAGCGAACGCGCUGUCAGUGUACCACAGCAUCAAGCGCCUGGGAAUCCCAGACUCUCAAAUAAUCCUGAUGUUAGCAGACGACAUGGCCUGCAACCCUAGAAACCCGCGACCUGCGACAGUCUUCAACAACGUCAAGCAGCACAUAAACGUCUAUGCUGACGAUGUGGAGGUAGACUACCGUGGAUACGAAGUCACUGUAGAGAACUUUGUGAGGCUGCUGACCGGCAGACUGCCUCCAGGAGCUCCGAGGUCCAAGCAGCUGCUGACUGACGAGCGCUCCAAUAUUUUCAUAUACUUGACAGGUCACGGAGGCAAUGGGUUCCUCAAGUUCCAGGACUCUGAGGAGAUCACCAGUCAGGACUUGGCUGACGCUCUUGAGCAGAUGUGGCAGAAGCGCAGGUAUCAUGAAAUUCUGUUCAUUGUCGACACUUGCCAGGCUAGUUCCAUGUACGAGAAAAUUUACUCGCCUAAUAUUUUGGCCAUCGCUAGCAGUAAAGUUGGUGAAGAUUCCUUGUCUCAUCAUGUGGAUCCAGAUAUAGGUGUUUACAUUAUUGAUCGCUACACAUACUACGCUUUAGACUUUUUGGAAAAAGUCGAGCCUUCAAGCUCCAAAAAACUUAGUGAAUUUUUGAAAGUGUGUCCAAAGCACUACUGCUUAUCAACAGUAGGCGUUAGACGGGACUUAUUCCGUAGAGACCCUGAAAAAGUCCCAGUGACAGACUUCUUUGGGUCUCUCAGGCCAGUGGAGCUGACUGACACCAUUGUUACCAUUAUUCCUACCAAAGGAAACAGAACUCGAAAGACUGAAAUUGAGCGCAAGCUUCACUACACUCCACAAUUUCCAGAUAUUACUUUGCUAUCUUGAAUAUUCAAUAUUUACUAAGCAAAUAAAAUAAUUUAUAGUGAA
Cotesia glomerata is the source of this 1179-nucleotide messenger RNA. It is a transcript of the gene PIG-K, whose product is annotated as putative GPI-anchor transamidase. Gene Ontology annotation, cellular component: GPI-anchor transamidase complex. The coding region runs from base 130 to 1137 and encodes 335 amino acids. NCBI's taxonomy places the organism in Eukaryota, Metazoa, Arthropoda, Insecta, Hymenoptera, Braconidae. Gene Ontology annotation, molecular function: GPI-anchor transamidase activity. The transcript is spliced from 4 exons. Gene Ontology annotation, biological process: proteolysis; attachment of GPI anchor to protein; protein localization to cell surface. The record is from RefSeq and is a predicted model, not a curated record.